This is a messenger RNA of Durotheca rogersii, 1107 nucleotides long. Its product is annotated as GroES-like protein. The record is from RefSeq and is a predicted model, not a curated record. Bases 1 to 1107 code for a protein of 368 amino acids. Gene Ontology annotation, molecular function: L-iditol 2-dehydrogenase (NAD+) activity; zinc ion binding. Gene Ontology annotation, biological process: D-sorbitol catabolic process. The transcript is spliced from 2 exons. Lineage: Eukaryota; Fungi; Ascomycota; Sordariomycetes; Xylariales; Xylariaceae.
AUGGACCCCAAGUCGGCAAGCAACCUCUCCUUCAUCCUCAACAGGCCCCAUGACGUGCAGUUCUCGGACCGGCCCGUACCCGCCAUCCAGAGCCCCCACGACGUCCUCGUCGCCGUGAACUACACCGGCAUCUGCGGCUCCGACGUCCACUACUGGGAGCACGGCGCCAUCGGCCACUUCGUCGUCAAGGACCCCAUGGUCCUGGGCCAUGAGUCCUCCGGCACCGUCGUCCAGGUCGGCUCCGCCGUCUCCGCUCUCAAGGUCGGCGACCGCGUCGCCCUCGAGCCCGGCUACCCCUGCCGCCAUUGCGGCCCCUGCCUCGGCGGCCACUACAACCUCUGUCCCGACAUGCGCUUCGCCGCCACGCCGCCGUACGACGGCACCCUGACCGGCUUCUGGACUUCGCCCGCCGACUUCUGCUACAGGCUGCCCGACCACGUCUCGCUGCAGGAGGGGGCCCUGAUUGAGCCGCUCGCCGUCGCCGUCCACAUCGUGCGCCAGGCCACCGUGACGCCGGGCCAGUCGGUCGUGGUGAUGGGCGCGGGUCCCGUCGGCCUGCUCUGCGCAGCGGUGGCGCGGGCCUUCGGCGCCUCCACCGUCGUGUCGGUGGACAUCGUCGAGUCGAAGCUCGCGUUCGCGCGGUCCUUCUGCGCGACGCACACCUACCUGAGCCAGCGGGUCGCGCCGGACCAGAACGCGGCCAACAUCCGACGCGAGGCCGGGCUCGACGCCGCCGGCGGUGCCGACGUCGUCAUCGACGCGAGCGGUGCCGAACCCAGCAUCCAGGCAAGCCUGCACGUCGUCCGCACCGGCGGCACCUACGUCCAGGGCGGCAUGGGACGCCCCGACAUCACCUUCCCCAUCAUGGCACUCUGCCUCAAGGAAGUCACGGCCAAGGGCAGCUUCCGCUACGGUAGCGGCGACUACAAGCUCGCUGUCGAGCUCGUCGCCACCGGCAAGGUGGACGUCAAGCGCCUUAUCAGCAGCGUCGUCGCCUUCGCCGAAGCCGAGGACGCCUUCAAGAAAGUCAAGCAGGGCGAGGUUAUUAAGAUCCUCAUCGCAGGUCCGAACGAGGAGAGCGCUGUCACUGUACCCGUCGCCGCGUAG